GGCUGCGCUCUUCUGUAAGGAGCGCACUUACAUUGAUAGUCACUGCGCUGCUCUAUCAGGACCUACAGCUGAAAAAAAAGGCUUCAAAGUUUCAAACAAUCAUUUUUUGUUCCUUUUCUUUGUUUAAACCGCUGAAAGAUCCAGUUUUUUGUUUCGUUUCUUCUGUCUUUAUUUUUGUUUGUUUGUGCCAUGGACGUCCAGUUCUUCUUCCUCCUGGUUACCGCACUGCUGUCUUGCGCAGCCUCAGAGGACGGUGUGUCAGUGAAGAUCCUGGCCUCUGCUGGAGAAUCGGUCAUCCUGCCCUGCCGCACGGACGUCAGCGGCGACUUCCCUACAGUGGAGUGGUCCAAGGAAAGUCUGGAGCGAGGCAUCGCCUUCCUGUACCGUGAUGGCUGUGAGACUCACGAGAUGAAGAAUCUGGUCUUCAGGUACAGAACAAACCUCUUCAUGAACGAACUGAUGAAGGGAAACAUCUCGCUGAGGAUUUCCAGCCUGCGGCUCUCUGAUACAGGAACAUACAUCUGCAAGACCAUCCUGAAGAAAGCCCAGAAGGUUUUUAAAGUGGAGCUCUUUGUCGGAGCAGUUUCUGAGCCCAGACUCUCAGUUGUUCCAGCUGUGGGAGGAGGAGGAGGAGUGACUCUGCAGUGUGAAGCCAACUGCUGGUUCCCGGAGCCUGAGGUAACGUUUCUAGACCAUCAGGGAAACAGCAUCAGCACUGAAGACCCAAAGAGCAAUCUGGAUUCCAGGGGAUGUUUCACCGUCACGAGCAGACUGACUGUGCAGGCUGACACCAACAGGAGAAUCUGCAGAGUUCAUCAGCCUCAGAUAAACCAAACGAGGGAAACAGAUAUUUACAUACCAGCGUGUGGACAGAAAUUGCCAGCAUCCAUCCUUCAUGACAAAGAUGAGAUCAUCCGCCAACUAACUGAAGAACUCAGUGACCUCCGAUCUAAGCAGAGUCCUGUUGUGUGCCAGCCUACUAACAGUCCUUCCAGAUCCUCACCAGACAUUUCAAAACCCAUUAACCAACCCUCACAGCAGUUUCCCCAAGAGAACAACCAAAACCCAGCGGGCUCAAUCAGCAACCGUCCAAAAUCGGGCAACAAAGACUCAAAACCUGGAGUCUCGAGACAAAGUCCAGCACCGCCCCUCCUGAACCCAAGCAGCAGUCACAACCACAGCAUGCCUGCUCUUUUUACAGAUAAUGCCGACGUGUUGCCCACUACUUCUUCAGCCUUUCCAGAUCAAAACCACGUUGUCCGUGCGAUGAGCCUGUCUGAGUCUCGGCCUCAUUCGAACGGUGCCAGGCCUCAACGUAGGUACACCAUGGCAGCAACUUCUAACCGCUUCAGUCCUCUGGAGAAUCUGCCGGAAGAUUCUGAGCCCUUGCUGUAAUGAGAACAGCAGAAAUGUGAUCAGGUGAAACUAAAAUCUGACGUGAACCACUUACAGCUGUCAGUUGGGUGGGAGUUUUCGUACAAAUAGCUGGUGUUACAGAUGUUUUACAAAAUACUUGGUACCCAUAGUAACUUUGGGUACUAACUGAAGUUGGCAGCAAAGAAUUUAUCAGCAGAUAUCCCAAAAACCUUGGCAAAUAAACAAGGGAUGUGACGCCAAAUCGCCCCAAAUGGUCGACUCUAUCUCAGCAUUUGUCUUAAAACCGAGGGUGUGUUGAGCCAUUUUUAACCCACAAACUGCAACUGCGGAAUUAUUUGUAUGAGGUUGUGACUUACAGCUGUCAGUUGGGUGGGAGUUUGGUUGGUU
Messenger RNA from Morone saxatilis (striped sea-bass), 1764 nucleotides. Its product is annotated as butyrophilin subfamily 3 member A2-like. The record is from RefSeq and is a predicted model, not a curated record. NCBI's taxonomy places the organism in Eukaryota, Metazoa, Chordata, Actinopteri, Moronidae. The transcript has 5 exons. The coding region runs from base 190 to 1395 and encodes 401 amino acids.